AUGGCCUCAACCGUGGUUCAUUUAUCUGGGGAUCUAAUCAACUCUGGUAGAUCAACUCAUAACACCCGGAUUGAGCGUCUGUGGGUUGAGGUUGGAUCUCAGUUUGCGCGCAGAUGGCGGGCAUUCUUUAUCCGGCUUGAACAUAUCCACUGUCUUAGGCGAAAAAAUCCAUAUCAUCUGUGGCUUAUUCACCAUCUCUUCCUUGAUCUCAUUAAUGAAGACUGCCAGACGUUUCAAGCUGAGUGGAAUACUCAUCCUAUAUCAGGUGCUGAGGGAGCAGAUGAGAGCCCCCAUGACAAGCGGUUCCUUGGAAUGAUACAUCAUGGUAUUUAUAUGGAUGAUUGCGAAGGCCUCGAUACCGACACAAUUGAACAUUUAUAUGGAACUGAUGGCCCGGAAGUUUUGCGUCCCCCUGGUCAUACAGGUGCUGGAUAUCUCAAUGACGAGGGUGAAUCAACCCCAUCAAAUGCUAGCAGUGAUAGCGAGGGUGAUAACGACUCAGAUGUAGAGGGGUUCGACACAAGGAUUGAUAAUGUUGCACAAGCAAGCAGCCGUCAAUUCCUUCCCAAACCAGUAAAAACACCCCGCCAUAUCUGUCCAUUGACUAACAAAGAAAUGGCAAUUUUUAACGAAGCUCUUCAGCUGGCAGUUGCCCAGGGAAUCGUUCCUGUUGGUUAUGGAAUCUGCCCAGAAGAAUGGAAAGAUAAUCACUAUCCCUCCAUCGAGAUUAUUCAGACUGGUCGUAAAGGUGCAAAAGAAAUCUCAGUACAGCUGCCUGACUUCAUAUGGCGACCACGAGCACACUUAUGGACCCUUGGACUCAAUAUUCUGGAACACAUUGUAGAGAAUAGAACUUUAUAG
Molecule: messenger RNA, 861 nt
Organism: Lentinula edodes (shiitake mushroom)
Lineage: Eukaryota; Fungi; Basidiomycota; Agaricomycetes; Agaricales; Omphalotaceae
Exons: 3
Coding region: 1-861 (286 amino acids)
Source: RefSeq, a predicted model, not a curated record